CUCUUCAUUCCCCCUCUUCCUCGCUUUCUCUUACUCUUCCUACACCCCUUUUCUAUCUCCUUUCCCCCUCUCUGUCCUGCCCAUCGUUCCUGAGUUGGGGGUGAGCUCAGCUGCACCCCGCAUGCUGGUUCCACCCUAUUAGCCCUAGAAGAAGCCCCCAAAGGCUUCAUUUUGUCCACCCCCCCCCGAAAGGGGGCAGUAGGACAAAGUGGGUGGGUAAUCGUGCUGGGGGCUUAGCCGGGCAAUGGAGCAGCCGGAGGACAUGGCGUCAGUGAGUGAGUUCGACUCCCUGGCCGGCAGCAUACCAGCUACCAAAGUGGAGAUCACCGUGUCCUGCAGGAAUCUCUUGGAUAAAGACAUGUUCUCCAAGUCAGACCCAUUGUGUGUGAUGUACACUCAAGGAAUGGAGAACAAGCAAUGGAGGGAGUUUGGAAGGACAGAGGUGAUUGACAACACACUGAAUCCGGACUUUGUGCGCAAAUUUAUACUGGAUUAUUUCUUUGAGGAGAAACAGAACAUCAGAUUCGAUCUGUAUGAUGUGGAUUCUAAGAGUCCUGAUCUCUCCAAGCAUGAUUUCCUGGGUCAGGCCUUCUGCACUCUGGGAGAGAUUGUGGGGUCCCCUGGGAGUCGUCUGGAGAAGCCCCUCACGAUAGGAACAUUCAGCUUGAAUGCCAGGACUGGCAAACAUAUUCCAUCAGUAUCAAAUGGCGGGGUCCCUGGGAAGAAGUGUGGUACCAUUAUCUUGUCAGUGGAGGAGCUGAGCAACUGCAGGGAUGUUGCCACAAUGCAAUUCUGUGCUAACAAACUGGACAAGAAAGAUUUCUUUGGUAAAUCUGACCCCUUCCUGGUGUUCUACAGAAGCAACGAGGAUGGAACGUUCACCAUCUGCCACAAGACAGAAGUCAUGAAGAACACUCUGAAUCCCGUGUGGCAGACUUUCUCCAUCCCUGUGAGGGCCCUCUGCAACGGGGACUACGACCGGACCAUCAAGGUGGAGGUGUAUGACUGGGAUCGGGAUGGCAGCCAUGACUUCAUUGGAGAAUUCACCACUAGCUACCGGGAACUGGCUCGUGGGCAGAGUCAAUUCAACAUCUAUGAGGUGGUAAACCCGAAAAAGAAAAUGAAGAAAAAGAAAUACCUGAACUCUGGCACGGUAACACUACUCUCCUUCGCAGUGGAGUCGGAAUGCACAUUCUUGGAUUAUAUCAAAGGAGGGACUCAGAUCAAUUUCACGGUUGCCAUUGACUUCACUGCCUCCAAUGGCAACCCUUCCCAAUCCACUUCUCUACACUACAUGAGCCCAUACCAGCUGAAUGCCUAUGCCCUGGCGCUAACGGCCGUGGGUGAGAUCAUCCAGGACUACGACAGUGACAAGAUGUUCCCAGCCCUGGGCUUUGGGGCCAAGCUUCCUCCUGAUGGCAGAGUUUCCCAUGAAUUCCCACUGAAUGGCAAUCCAGAUAACCCCUCUUGCUGUGGUAUUGAUGGUAUCCUUGAGGCCUAUCACCGAAGCCUUCGCACUGUGCAGCUCUAUGGCCCCACCAACUUUGCCCCAGUGGUCACUCAUGUGGCCAGGCAUGCAGCAACUGUGCAGGAUGGCUCCCAGUAUUCCGUGCUGCUGAUCAUCACAGAUGGGGUCAUCUCAGACAUGGCGCAGACCAAGGAAGCCAUCGUCAAUGCUGCCAAACUCCCCAUGUCCAUUAUCAUCGUGGGCGUUGGCCAGGCUGAGUUUGAUGCCAUGGUUGAGCUGGAUGGUGACGACAUUCGGAUCUCCUCCCGGGGGAAGUUAGCAGAGCGGGACAUUGUCCAGUUUGUGCCGUUCCGGGACUACGUGGACCGAACGGGGAACCACGUGCUGAGCAUGGCCCGCCUGGCCAGGGACGUGCUGGCGGAGAUCCCGGACCAGCUGGUCUCCUACAUGAAAGCGCAGGGCAUCCGCCCCCGCCCACCCCCGGGCCCCGCCGCCCGCCCCCCGUCCGGCUCCCCUGCGCGCACUCCCCCCGCCUCCCCCCUGCGCGCCCACAUCUAAGGCCGGGCCCGGCAGGUGGGAAGGAGGUGGGCUCCCCGGGACACCCCGCGCGCACACUUACACACACUUACACACUCACACACUCACACACACUCACUGAGGUCCAAGCUCCCUUUGCUACCGCGGCUUCUCUGGCAAGUCACUCGCCCUCGGGGUGGGGCAGAGGAGCGACGCUUUUCUCAUUUGUUAAAUGAGACUGGGCCGGCGCGCCUCCAAGGCCCUUUCCCACCGCGUCCGCGGAUCCGCGACGGCCCGAGGGGGGAGUGCAAGGAGAGAGCCUGAGACCCCCUGGGUAGGCCCCGUCCCGUGCCUCUGACUGCCCGCCCCCCCCCCUGCACCAGCCCGGCGUGCCCUCCACCCAGAGCCCCGGCUCUUCCUCUGUCCCCCCUCCCACCCCAGCCCAAACAUCUGGCCCUCCCGAGGCGGGAGGCAAUGACCAGGGGCAGGGACCGGAGAGUGUCCAGGCUUGGCGCCCCAAAGCAGCGCCCCCGGGGCUGGGUCCCUCCGGAAUCCCUGAGCCCCCGGCCUCCGUGCCCUUGCCAAAUGAGGUGGGGCCGUUUGCGGGCAGACCUCGGCUCUCAAGGACAGAAGGCGUGAGCCUUUCCCUUCCCCCACAAAGGAUUUCCCAGGAACUCCAGAGCCCAGGGCUCCUUCUGCUGGAGCUGAGCCAAUCGGAUGGGGAGCUUCUGCCAGCCCUCACCCCCACCCGCACCUGCCCGCUCCCUCCUGACCCAGUUCCAGGGGGACCGGAGGAGGGAGGGGCUCUGAAACCUUUCCACUCUUCCUCUCUCUGGCUUAGAUCCUGGCCAGUCCGCUUCGGGAGGGUGCUUAAGGAUCUGCCAGCCGGAAAAAUGGAAAGGAGGGAGGGGGCUGUGGGGGCUGUGGGGCAACCAUCUUCUGACAAAAGUUAGAUGCAAAUUAGAGGGGGCUGCCAAGCACGGCCUUCCGUCUCCCCUGGUAACCUGACCCCUUUCCUUGCCAGCCACAUACCUGUCCUCCGCUCCCAUUUCCAUUGCUAAGUUUUUGCCCCACAAUAGCUUAUGAUACGGGGAUAUUUGCAGGAUGUUGGAGAGUCACUGAAGACCUCUAAACUAGACCCAAAGAAAUGAACCUUAAUAGUGGGAUUUCAUAUCCUGGAAAGAAAAGAAAUUUGGGGAAUAGAUGCAGCAAAAUGUGUGCCUCCCUCUUCCAUGACCCUGAAAAUCCAUGUCCCCAGUACCCAGGACAAGUUUUCCCUCACUGGAGUAAUGUCUUGUCAUAGUCUGUGCCAGAUAGGGACCCCUUUGAGUAUGAGGUACCCCAGCUCCAUCCAGUUCUAAUUCCUGCCCUAGGAGAAGCGGGCCCCACAGCCCCAGAAGCGGCUUUCUGGUGGGGGGGCUAUGUCUGGCCCAACCUGGGAAGGUGUUCUCUCUGGGUGACAGGUGAACAUUAAGAAGCUGCCCCCAUGCCCACCCUUGACCCCCAAGUAGGUAGUCAGUGAUGCAUGCCAGUCCAUUCUGCUGCAUGGGGCUGCCUGUGCCCACUGAACACUCAGCCUCCCUCCGGGCCCCAUUUGAGACACUCCCUUGUCUGCCGGGCUCCCAAGUAAAACAUCUGUGCCCAAAGUGCAGGCCUCCCUGCUUGGGAGCCUGCCUACGCUCAGUCCAGCUUUGUUGUUCUUUGUUCUGUGCAUGAUGGUCAUAUUUAUAACCUGUGUUGUCCCUUGCUGGAGUCUUUGGUGGGAACUGCUGUGUAUUGAUACUGCCUUAAAAUGAAAUAAAUUGGGUCCUUUUACUAAAA
Messenger RNA from Sarcophilus harrisii (Tasmanian devil), 3805 nucleotides. It is a transcript of the gene CPNE5, whose product is annotated as copine 5. Bases 245 to 2026 code for a protein of 593 amino acids. Gene Ontology annotation, biological process: cellular response to calcium ion. The record is from RefSeq and is a predicted model, not a curated record. The transcript has 21 exons. NCBI's taxonomy places the organism in Eukaryota, Metazoa, Chordata, Mammalia, Dasyuromorphia, Dasyuridae. Gene Ontology annotation, cellular component: plasma membrane. Gene Ontology annotation, molecular function: calcium-dependent phospholipid binding.